GACAAUUUCAAAUUUCAAACUGACACUUCCGAAAUGUUAGUGACAUAAAUCCAUUCAAACUCAAUUCCUGUUCAGUUUGUUUUAUUCACAAGUCUAAUUUCCGUUUUGUGCUCCUUCUUUUUUUUUAACCCGGCAAAAGUGCUUAAAAAUGUCCGUUUUCAAAACCCUAUUUUCCAAUCCGAAAAGCUCCCUCGCCUACUACAAUACUCCCAAAGGAAAACCGCUGAAUAGGAACAAUGUACGAAGAAUUGGUGUUAGAGAUGUACCACGCAUGACUUCUUUGAGGAAUUCUAUAACAGAUAAGCUGUUCGGUGAUGCAGAUAUCUAUGACAUAGUAUACAAUUCUUGUUUGUCGCUAGGCAUAGAAGAUGAGGGUAGAUUGAUAGGUGUAGUAUGUUUGAACGAUUAUCCAAAUAUCAAGUCACUGCCCAGUUGGUCUUGGGACGGUUGGAUGAAAACCACGUUUGGUGUGGACACGAUGACAACAGUGAAUUCGAAAUGGAUACAGCUUUUGCUGUUCGACAUGAGCUAUAUGACGAACUUUCUCACACCAAUACUGGAAACUUUAUUUUUGGAUCACAGAAAAAUUAGUAUUGUGGCUCUUGCUAUACCACCGAACAUCAAGGCGACCCCUUUUUUGACAGAAUAUUCUUCGAGGAUACCGCCAAGGGAUAAUUUCUCACUCCAAACGACGACCACCGUGAGCCUGCUAUUGAAAAAAGAUUUUUUUCGAAACUACAGAAUAAGAAAGGCUGUUGAAGAGGAUAACGAUGAUAUAGUUUCAAUAAUACAUCGUUACUCAAGCACCUUCAAAGAAUUAUAUGGGGAAUACUUCAUAUCCGAACUUCUUACAAGGGUUGAAGGUACCAAUAGACAUGUAAUAGUUGCCGAAUACAAUGGUUAUGCGGUGGCUGUGAUGAUUCUCAAUAAAACCGUCAAUUAUGACGUUUUGAACGAAUCCUUCGAAGUAGGAGUUUUUCAUUCCUUCAAGACUCCUCAUGCGGAAGACGAAUACACACUUCCAGCAGAAACCUUUCGUCCAGCUUACGCGUUUUUUGAAGAAUCUAGUAUGGAAAUAGUCCCGUUUGACAAAGCUUCGAUAGCAUCAUCAGAAGAAGAAGAGGAGGAUGGCUAUGUGCCAAGCCGUUCGGAAAGCGGUUCGAUCGGCAAAUUCUACUCCAGUUCUGAAAGUAGUAGCGAAGAAUCCUGGACAAUAGAUCCUUCGAUAGACCUCUCUCUGAUGCUGGUCCAUAGGGAAGAUUCCGUAUUCGAUUUCAACGACUACUUCACCGUAGAAAGUCAUGCAAGUUUGUUGUCUACCAGGCUGUUGAAUACUGACGAUUAUGCUCGACCUAGUCAACAGAAGGGGAGACUGUCUACGUGUUCGUCUUCCUCUGAGAUAAAGCCUGUUGUACAAGAAAAGCUCAAAAAGACCAUGCCCUUACCUGGAUUCUUCGGACGAGACGACGCCUUCGCCCUAGAGGUCCUGGUGUCCCAUCCUGACCACGAAUCGUCCAAAGAAGUCCUACUGGGCGCCGCUUUCGAAUGUUUUCCCAAAAGGAACUACUGCGUGAUGUGCGUGCCCUCCAUAGAACACCCCACUGAUUUCCUUAAGGAAUUCGUCAGGGUGACUCCAAGAAGCAUGAGCACCUUUCCACACGAGCUCUUCGUGCGACACCGAAACUCCAUGGAUUGUGCGAUGAACGUCAGAAUCAGUAUUGCUGGUGAUAAACCCUUCGUUCGGGAGUUUCUCGAACAGAUGCUCAAACCCGGUGACGUGCUCAGGCAGUACGAACAUUCAUUGCGUGACGAAGAGAGCCGAUACAUUUCCCUGAUAAUGACAUGCGAAAGACAAGUGGUAGGGCUGGCAAUUGUUAGUCAAAAAGUCAACAUGGACUACCUUUACGCUCAUUUCACCCUCUACAAAUGGACAGACGAAAUGAAGCAUAACAGCGACACUGUGGCCAUGCUGGAAAAUUUCCUCAUUUAUCCCGUGUUCCAAAAGUACUGCAGAUAUUUCCUAAACGAAAUACUGAGAUUAGCCGAUUUCACUCUGUUGGUAUACCUAGUGUCUCCAGAAGACCUAGACGGCUGCAUGAAGGAUUAUCCUCUUCUCAACUGCCUUCAGUAUCUAGUGCCGGUGGCGCCAAGACUCAUGCCUGUGUACGAUCCUGCCUUUAGUGACGAGGCUUGUCUUCCACCGCCAUUUGUAUCGGAGCCUGGCGAGGUACUGUCCCUCUUCAUUGCAUCCACGAGAUUGUCCGGCGUCAAGAGGGUGGAGAUCAACACUCGGAUAGUGGUUGUCGGUAGUGGAGACACGGCCUUAUCAUUUUUGGAAACGCUCGUUUUUGGUUCAGAUCCAGACUUGCUGGUGACAUUCAACAACAUAACAGUUGUGUCUCCACACGGCUUACCCUUCUACAAAGAAGUGUCGAAAGGUCGGAAUCUGUUUCAAAUCAACAGAGGAAGCACGGUGUACAAACUGAUCCUGAACAUGAACCUCCGCAUAUACGUCAACACUGUCCACGGCGUGGUGAACAGGAUAAGGAGGCAGAAGAAGAUCGUCAUCGUGAACGAGGUGACCAGUCUCUGCUACGACUAUCUGGUGCUGUUCUGUGGUGAACAAUAUCGGGUGCCCAAGCUGGAAUUCAAGGCGAGAAAAAAAUUGUCGGAUUUUCCAGACAAUGCGUUCAUGAUCAACACCGACAACGAUAUCGUCCAGGUGUUCAACAGGAUAAGAAAACAGAAGAGAGAGUUUAUGGACUGGAGACGCAUGGGAGAUGAACGCAUCGUCAUAUAUGGUAAGGACAUGAGAGCCAUCGCCUGCUUGGGAGCUCUUAUCGAGUACGGAAUACCAACCUCACUUCUGGUUCUGGUCGAGCCUACCGCCAUCCAGAACAUCAACAGUGAAUCGAUGAAAGCAUCCAAUCUCCAUUUUCCGGAUCCAGAGAUAUCGGAAGCUAUAGACAGACUGAUCAUGAAGCUAGGGGUUAAGUUAUACAGGGGGUACAAAUUGAGGGAUUGGGAGACGAAUGAAGAGGAUAAGAUUACCCACAUAGAGAUAAAUUCCAAAUCUACCUCGGUCCGACUCAGAUGCAGAUUCCUAUUCUUGUACGCAGAGAAGAGCAUAAGUAACAAGACUUAUCAGGCGAUUUAUAAGGCUGGCUUGGUUUUCGAUGGUAAGCUGAUAAUCGACUGCAACUUCCGCACGAACGACCCCUUCAUCUUUGCGGCCGGCACUUUGACUCAGUACUCCAAGAAGUACCACGCGGAACACAUGAGCCACAGGUACUACAACGCGCACGAAGUGGGCGAGACCAUCGGCCGUCAGUUUCGCACCAUGCUCAUUCCCGAAAGCCUGAGGAAGUUCGAGAGGGGCGAUAAGUCCAGGCAGGUGACGAAGCAGAUAGGCGUUCUGCCGCAUUUCCACGAGCCCAUCGUCGAGCACUGCCUGUUGCCCGGUGGGGUCUUCUACCUGAACAUCAAGGCGCCUGGGAGGCAGGUACCGGUGGAGAUAGAGAUGACGUCGGACGAUUAUGGUCAACUUCUCGUUACCGGAGACUUCGAACAUUUGGAACGCCAGGGAUAUUUCAGACUGCACAUCAAUCGUUUGAAGACCGUGGAAUCCAUAAGUUGCCUCAGCAAACAGCCUUUGGACAUAGAGAAUCUCAUCAGUUUAUGGGGUAAAGAUGUGAUGGUGUUGAAUGAUCUCCUGGUGAGAUUUGAGAUGGGAGUCAUCAACGAUUUCUUCGAGUUCUUCAAGGAGCCCUGGCUUUGUGGAAUCGUUUACGAUAAGUUCCCACAGCUUAUGGACGAGGUCAGAGAGAUGUUCUCGGAUAGAGAGAUGGAAGAUGGUCAAACUAUGUCUGAAAUCAUUACAGAGUACUUCGAAAAGAAUAGGUGGAGCUUGCUGACGGAUAGGCAAAACUACGAAAUAAGCUGCAUACUUCGAGACAGUACUGUUAUCAAUGAAAUCGAAGAAAAAGUGCUCGAAUAUAUUCAGAGAAACAGAAUACAUCUGCCCAUGUUUGCGUAUCCAAGCCUGGUACAGAGAAUAUUAGAGAAUCACCGGACAAGUCCCAUGUUCACGAAAUAAAAUAACUAAAUAUACUUAGAUUGUCAGGUUUUAAUAAGGUGUAUUAUCAAUUGCUUGUAUUUAUCCCGUGUUCAAAAUAGUAUAUGCAACAUCCAAAUAAAGUGUGUAAUAUAAAUACAUUCAAUAGCAAAACGUU
Harmonia axyridis is the source of this 4232-nucleotide messenger RNA. RefSeq names its product cilia- and flagella-associated protein 61-like. Bases 149 to 4096 code for a protein of 1315 amino acids. The record is from RefSeq and is a predicted model, not a curated record. Lineage: Eukaryota; Metazoa; Arthropoda; Insecta; Coleoptera; Coccinellidae. Gene Ontology annotation, molecular function: oxidoreductase activity. The transcript is spliced from 15 exons.